Truncatella angustata is the source of this 1212-nucleotide messenger RNA. RefSeq names its product 6-phosphogluconate dehydrogenase. The transcript has a single exon. Gene Ontology annotation, molecular function: oxidoreductase activity, acting on the CH-OH group of donors, NAD or NADP as acceptor; NAD binding. The coding region runs from base 1 to 1098 and encodes 365 amino acids. The record is from RefSeq and is a predicted model, not a curated record. Gene Ontology annotation, biological process: glycerol-3-phosphate catabolic process. Lineage: Eukaryota; Fungi; Ascomycota; Sordariomycetes; Amphisphaeriales; Sporocadaceae.
AUGGACGUACAGGCGAAUUUGUCAAUCGUUGGGGCCGGGCCCUCUGGGUUUGCACUUGCCGCUGAUCUCCAAAGUCACGGGAAAGGUGUAUUGCUAUACUCGCAUCCAACCCAUGCACGGCAUGCCCGAACCGUGAGAGAGCAGGGAUAUCUCGAAGCGAGCGGUACGGUGGAUGGGUUUGCCAACCUCCCUCUGACGACUAGUAUGAGUGAGGUCGUUGCAUUUUCCCGGGUGAUCAUACUGACGGUCCCAUCCACUGGACAAGAGACAGUGCUGCAGGAGUUGAAGAAUUUUGACCUGCACCAGCACACAAUCAUCGCAAUCCCUGGCAACCUUUUUUCCCUGAUAGCUGAGACAGAGAUUGAGGUGGAAAACAUCCUCGAAAUCAACCUGUCACCGUAUUCUUGCAGAAUGGAGGGUGGGAAAUUGCUUGUGCUGGGUAGAAAGAACCUCGUUUUUAUCGCGGCUCUGCGCCAUGAUACGACGCCCGCGUUUCGCAAUUCGAUACAGAGCAUCUUCCCAAUGACAUUGCGCUGGUGCAGCAGCGUUGUUGAAGUCAGUCUGUCGAAUGUCAAUGGAGUGUUUCAUCCCUUGAUGAUGUUGAUGAACGCUGGCCGUAUCGAAAGCACUGCUGGCGAUUUCCUUUUGUAUCGGGAUGGUCUCACCCGAUCAGUUGCCAAUGCCAUGCUUGCGGUCGACCGAGUGCGAAUAGAAAUUGCUGCAUCAUUUGGACUUAGGUUGAGGAGUGCGCUCGAAGUCUCCAAUGAGUGUUACGGUCAAACUUUCACCGACCUGGUCGAUUUGGCACGCCGGUCGCCGCCUCACAACAAGUUGAAAGCACCGUCCAACAUUGGCAACCGUAACAUCUCAGAGGACGUGCCAGACCUACUGGUGAGCUGGCACGGCCUAGCUGAAAAGAUUGGCAUAGAUGCAUCGCCUCUCUCUGCCGUUAUUGUUCUCGUUGGGAUGGCUACUGGCACAGACUACAUGCGCAUGGGGAGGAAUUUGAACAAACUUCAACUUCGAGACGUCACUAGAAGCGAGCUCCUUGCAAGGUUUGGCCACAACUCAAUAGUGGAUUUCGAGAGUCGAUUGUAAUAGUGGUUAGUGAAACCUGGUAGCUUCAAGUGCAACUUUGAUGCGAGGCUUCUCAAUCAUAAGUGUACCUUGUGGAAGAUGGAGCCUCAGUUAUACAGGCAUGUCUAAAUUGAG